GAGAGAUACUCUGUAAGGGAAAGGACUGGAGGCACUAGGAAUAACUGGGAGUAACUGGGAGCCAGAGCUCAGCAUGAGGAACCUCCUUAUCGUCACCUUCUGUCUAAUAGCUGUGAGGCGUGCACACUCAGGAAAGACCAUCACGGCGACAGGGCAUGAAGGAGGAAAUGUUGAAAUAAAGUGUUCGUAUUUAACAGGAUAUGAAAAGAGUUUAAAAUAUCUCUGCAACGGGGAAUGUGAGUGGCCGAAUAAAAACAUCCAAAUUGAAACUGAACAAGGCCAGAUUAGGGCACGAAAAGGGAGAUUUUCUCUGUAUGAUGACAGAACAGCGAGAGUCUUCGCUGUGACCAUCACUGGACUGACCCUGGAGGAUGCUGGGACAUACUGGUGUGGAAUCAGAGGUCUGCUAAUUGAUGUCUUCACCGAAGUUGACCUUAUCGUUAAAAGAGACAGCACUGCUGCUCCUCUUCCUCCCGAGGAAGAUGCUGCUCAUACUGAAUCAGGUUCAAGAUACUCCUCUGACUCCGAGCUCCGAAUGAUGUGUCUCCGAACAAAGGACUAAGAAAGAGAGAAAGAGGGAGAGAGAGAAGGGGAGAGAGAGGGGGGGGGGUUUCAUUCUUUUAAUCAAUCAUUCCUCAAAGGAGAUGAACAUAAUUGACAUAACCCUUCCUCGAUUUGUGAAAUGUCUAAAAAGCGUUAAAUAUUAAAUGUUUUUUUUUUCAACGUGACAUGACACCAAUCAAAUGAAACCCAGGAAAAGGAGAGGUGAAGAGAGGCAUUAUUUUUAUUUAAAGACUUUUUUGUUCCUGUGUUUCUGUUGAUCUCUUUGUUAUUUGUGUACAGGCCUUAAAAUCAGGAAUGCGUAUUUUCCACACUGAUUGAUCUGAGUGAAAUAACAUAUAGAAUGGACCUCCAUAGAUUACAAAUAAUAUUUUCAGUUUUUGCCUGAUAAUUUACUGCACAGUGUUCUUGAUAAGAUAUUGACAAUUUAAAAGUGGUUUAAAAGGUUUAAAAGAGGGAGAAAGAAUGAGGGUAUGAGAGUCCAUAGAGACUUGCACUAAUGCUCUGUUGUCAGUGCAUUGAUGCUAGAGUCAGAUAGUACCUAAGACAGGUAGCAGUGUUCCUGAUAUAGGUGUGAUGAUCACAGACUAUCUGGUAAAUGAGUUCUGAUGUGAAAUUAAAUAUUUUUGUACCGUAAGUUCCAUGUUCUUAUUGUGAAUACUCAUCUUAUUAUCAAGCCAUGGU
This is a messenger RNA of Megalops cyprinoides (Indo-Pacific tarpon), 1245 nucleotides long. Its product is annotated as CMRF35-like molecule 5. The transcript has 4 exons. NCBI's taxonomy places the organism in Eukaryota, Metazoa, Chordata, Actinopteri, Elopiformes, Megalopidae. The coding region runs from base 74 to 562 and encodes 162 amino acids. The record is from RefSeq and is a predicted model, not a curated record.